AUGAGGAGCAGAGCGGUGCCUGCUCACCAGCCAGUGCCGGCUCUCCGGGGCCCUUGCGGCGUCGGCGCCCAGAGCUCCUCUGGGGGCUUCCCGUAUGGGACUGGUUACAUUCACUCCUCUGCUGCUCCUUUUCCUCCACUCUCCCAUCCCUGCUCUGGAGCCAGUGCUGGACAUUGGCCUCCUUUGUGCUGCAAGCCAGGCUCCCCGCCCAGCCGCAGGCCAGCUGUGCCCAGCAGGAGUGCUCGUUGCAGCCGCACGGGGCUCGAAGGAGCAGUUACAGAGACUUGGCACCGACAGCCUUGUUUGGGGAACGCGCCUGUUACAGACGUGCUGAAACAAAGUCUGGCCGUGGCUGCUUUUUCCUUUCACACGAGUAUAAAAGCCUCCAGCGUGAGGCAGGAGUGCGGGCUCGGAGCCUUCUGGGCAGCACUGUCUGGGACAGGACGGAGCAGCUGGUGCCUUUGCACCCAGGUCCAGCUCUGGCACGGGGCUGGCCUGGCAGAGCUGAGCUCUGGCCCAGCAAACGGGCAGCAGCAGUCCUGGCCUGUGGGGGUGGGAUGGCAGCUCCCACUCCUGCUUGAGGGGCCCCUGGCUGCCCAGCUGUGUCGGCUGCCCCUCCUUCCAGGGCUCUGCCGGAGAUGGGCAGAUGCCCCGGCAGCCUCUGCAUUAAGCAAGAAGCAACUGCUGAGAAGUGACGCCUGUGAGGCUGGGUGCCUGGGAUCCUUGCGCGGGAGGCCAUGCUGUGGGGUGAUGCUGCCCCCACAUUUCUUUCUGAGCCCGAGUGAGAAAGAGAAGGGUUAACGGGCCUGGGCACCGGCCACUUGGCCUGCACCAUGAGCUGCUCCCAGGUUUCCUCCGGGAUUCAUCACAUUGUCUCCUCUGCCUUCGAGAGUGUAAGUAGCUGGAGCUGCCCCCGGACCACAGGGCAGAGCCAGCGGCCUAGAUGUAGGGCCCGUGUGAAGAGUCGGGGGCUCCUGGAGUGGCACUGGGACGUUCGGCACUGCCCCCCAUGUGAGCAGCUGCCGUCCAGUGUUUUACUGGGGACUGGGCCCAGCAAGCUCGGCCCUGGGGUCACCCCAUGCCCUGCGGAGGGGUGAGGAUCAGCCCCAGAGAGGGCUCCUCUCAUGAACCCACAGGCUCGGGGCUGCACCUCCAGCUUUGGGAUGGUCUCUGGGAGGCCCCUUCACUGGCCCAGCCCCCUGGGAGUUCUGCUGUGCCUCCAGG
Messenger RNA from Chelonoidis abingdonii (Abingdon island giant tortoise), 1224 nucleotides. Lineage: Eukaryota; Metazoa; Chordata; Testudines; Testudinidae. The record is from RefSeq and is a predicted model, not a curated record.